Molecule: messenger RNA, 1776 nt
Organism: Cladophialophora psammophila CBS 110553
Lineage: Eukaryota; Fungi; Ascomycota; Eurotiomycetes; Chaetothyriales; Herpotrichiellaceae
Exons: 3
Coding region: 1-1776 (591 amino acids)
Biological process (GO): transmembrane transport
Molecular function (GO): transmembrane transporter activity
Source: RefSeq, a predicted model, not a curated record
AUGACUGCCGUAGAAGACAGCUCAAGCGACAAUGUACCUUCACCUGUCAACGACAAGGAUUCCUCCUCCCAUGUCGAGCAGGUCCAUACCAACGAGAGGGUACCGGGUCAUCCGGGGUACUAUGAGAAAGAUGGUCUACGGACGUAUGGUGACGAUGAAGACCACGACCACGAACCGCCGUUGACCGUUUCGAGAGCCCUCAGCUUGGUCGCCAUGGCUUUCUUGUGGACCGGCUCUCAAAUUCCUGUGUACAUCCUUGGUGGCGUGCCGCCAUACAUUUAUGCCGAUAUUGGUGGUGUCGACCGCUGGAUCUGGUUUGUCCUGGCGUACCUGUUGGCUUUGGCUGCCAUCUGCCCCUUCGUCGGGUCCAUUUCCGAUCUCAUUGGAAGACGAUGGGUGGCAUUGGGAGGCUCUGCUUUGCUCGUCAUUGCCAUGAUCAUUUGCGGCACAGCACACAGCAUGGGCGUGUUUAUCAUGGGCAUGACUUUCUCUGGGGUUGGGGCUGGCAUCUGCGAGCUGACUUCCCUUGCCGUUACCUCUGAGCUCGCCCCAACACGGAAACGAGGGAAAUAUGUUUCCAUCCUCGUCUUUACUAUCAUCCCCUUCUGUCCAUCCGUCCUUUGGGCUCAGUUGAUCGCGUCGCACGCUGGCUGGCGAUACUGCACCCUUCUCUGCGGACUGUGGGCAUGUGUCGGCUUCGUCGGCACCUUGUUCUUCUAUUUCCCACCACCUCGACCGAACUCCCGUGGUCUUAACAAGAAAGAGAUCAUUUCCGAGAUUGACUUUGUGGGUGGCUUCCUCUCAAUCACUGGGAUGAUCCUGUUCUUGGGCGGUCUGCAAUGGGGCGGGUACCAAUACCCAUGGCACUCCGCACACGUUCUGGCACCUCUGGUCAUCGGCGGAUUUUUCCUUCUCAUUGCCUUCCCCAUCUGGGAAACCAAAUUCGCAAAAUUCCCGAUGUUCCCAUCGAGAAUGAAGAAAGAAGCCAGAAUCCUUACGCUCACCUUGAUCAUCACCGCCAUCUCAGGGGCAAACUUCUUCUCCGUCAUCAUGUUCUGGCCCACUCAGGCCUUCAAUGUUUACGGCCAUGAUCCUGUUGGAGUUGGAAUUCGAGGUAUCCCGAUCGGUUUCAGCAUUCUCACUGGCGCCUGCGUCGUGCUAUGGCUGCUUUCCGUCUUCCGUGGCCACAACCGUGAGUUGAUGAUCAUCUCCUCGGUGCUGAUGACAGCCGGUUGCGGUGCGCUUGCCGUCGCCGAUCGAUACAACCUGCAUACGCUCUGGGGCUUACUGAUCCUGGCCGGCCUCGGUAUCGGUGGCAUCGUUGUCCCUGCAUCGAUCAUGACCACGAUCAUCUGCCCCGACGAUAUCAUCGCCACAGUUGCCGCUCUCACCCUGUCAAUCCGUGUGAUUGGCGGUUGUAUCGGCUACACCGUGUACUACAACGUCUUUGUCAACAAAUUCGUCCCCAACGCCACAAAGUACAUCGGUGGAACCAUGGCCCUCGAACUCGGCAUAACCAACGUGACAUAUAUUGGCGAAGCCAUCGAAUAUACGGCUGCCAGUCUUCUGCCUCUGCUCAAGACAAUCCCUGGAAUAGCGGGCAACGACACGGCCUAUGAAAUGGUUGUCUUGGCUGGCCAAAUCGCUUAUGCCGAGUCGUACAAGUACGUGUAUUUGACGAGUAUCGCAUUUGGUGGCAUUGCGAUUGUGUCCAGUAUCUUUUUGGGCAAUAUUGACAAGUACAUGGAUGAUCACGUGGCUGUGGUCAUGCACUGA